AUGCUUGAAGUUGCAAUGUUCGAUAGACCAUCAAUCGACACGAUCAAAUCGAUGUCAUACGUGAUCAAGUCCAACAAUGGCCAAGUUCUGUACAAAUACGACUUCUGGCAGAACUGCUUCAUUGACAAUAACAGCACAUGUGCCUACACAUUGCCAUUGACUCGUUGUCCAUUGUCAACUGCACCCAAUACGAUUGACACAACAAUGAUAGAUUCGGCCGUUGCCAAAGAGAGUGAUGUGUUGAGAGGCUACACAGACACAUAUGCUACCAACACUCUCCAGGAUGCCUGGUCCCAAAUAGUCAAUGGAAUGACCUCCUUGUUGUCCAAUACUAUCCCUAUCCUACAACCUUAUGGAUACGCGUUGGAUAACCUUCAGACACUGCUCAAUGCCGUGCCAGCCAGUGCUCUGCCAACUGAUAUCCAGCAACAGAUAUUCAGUCAAGCCAGCUCCACCGUCAAGUCCGUGGCCUCGUUAUCUGGCAACCUUCUCACCCUCUGGAGCAAGAUCAAGCCUGGCUCAAUGUCCAACAUUGACACCUCUGUCAAGCCAGACAUCAGUUCUUUGUUGGACUCAUUCAAUGCCAACCAGAACACUCAGUUCGCCACCUUGAUGUUGCUUCUCAACAAUGCCAACUACACCCCCGCCAACACUGUCUACCUUCUUCCACUGCUACAAAGCAUGCUGGAAAUGUACAACUCAUACUCUGUAUCAACAAUGAUAUUUAAUAUGAUCGGACUCGAGAUGAUCAAUCUAAUCGACUUCUCGCAGAACGCCCUUACGACCAACUACCAGGUUGGGUUACAAGGACUCUUGACCAAGAUCAAUGGCGACUGGACAUCAAUCAGCUCCAACAUCAAGCAGAAACACUCGUUUGAUGUGCAAGCGAUGCUGGGUCUGCCAUCGGCCAAGCAAGACCCGUACUUUGGACAUUAUCUUUAUUCCCAGAGGAUAUCUGAUUCAAUGUCUAAGAUCAACCUCAACCAACCUGUACAACAAUCACUCAAUCAUCCAGACUAUGGAUUCCUCAGAUAUAUAGACAAUCUCAAGUCCAAGACCCUGCACGACUUCACAUGGCCUCGCGGCGUCACAGGAGUACCAUCGUCUGAUGGCAGCAACAUCUACCCUACACUCGACCCCGCCGCCAGCUUCAAGGGUUCCACCAGUCUGGUCCAAAUCGUUGAUUCGAACGACUCACUUUCGCUAGGGGUUGCGCGAAUGAUGGACCUUGCCCCCAACACGACGAUACUCUAUGCUCCAGGGGCUCACCUGUUUACCCUCUUUGCCGGCAAAGAUAGGCAAGCGGUGAGUGCCGCAUCUACGAAUUGCAGCCAGCCCUGUGCGUUCCCUCAGGGCUGCAACUACGACCCUAAUGGCGCGUUCGAUCCGGUGUGCAUGAACUGCCCACCCAACAAGUACCUCGUAUCGGGCACAUGCGGACUGUGUCAAAACGCCCCGCCAUACUCCACCUACAGGGCCAAUGAGUACUCGGACAAUUACUGUCCAUUCACCUGUAAGGCCGGGUUUGGCCGUGACGGUAUCUCCUACGCAGGAGUCAACUGUGUGACGUGCAACAUCGGCUAUUUCAGUAAUGGCAUAAUCGAUGGCUGUUUCCCCUGCACCUUCCCCUCGAGAUGCCGUACCGCUGGUAACGGCCCCGACUCUGGCUGCGAUUUCCUCAACAGCGCCGAGUCGGACAGCUGUCUCGUGGGAACAAUGUACAACCUUAUUCUCGUGGAUAGCACUACAUUGAAUCCGCUGCUAUCCCUGCCGACGGUCUACCUCAACACGCAGCGCACAAUCCAGAUGUGGCAAACGCUUACCAACCUCCCAACCAAAUCAGUCUUUUACUCACUGUUUGGCGUACAUAACUCCUUCAAGGUCGGCUUAAUGUAUGACGCCCAAUCAGAGACCUUCAGGCCCGUGAUCAUGGGUCCUGAUUUCAAGGGCACGCCCUUGUAUGACUCAGAGUCAUACCAAAAGAUCGUGCCUGGAGUACCCUUCCAUUUGGCCAUAGUUGUCACUUCCACGAUGUUGACCUUCUAUCGCGAUGCGGUCCCACUCAAGGUGUUGCCAUACUCCAACUCACUGCUGCCCAACGCCUGGACGACCAAUGCCACGUACCUUCACUUGGGUGGCCCAGUAGGACACCGACUAAACAUCACCCAAACCGAGGUCAAGAUCAUAAACUCCGCUCUCACUUCGGUCGAGCUGGGGUGGUCGCUGACCGACCGCAACAUCAGGUACGCCAGCAACCCCGCUGCAAAGGAGACGAUUUGUGGCGGCCAAGCCGUGCGUUGCAACACAGAUGUCGGCUUCGUGUUCUCCAACUCAACUUGCAGUUGCCAAUGUCCGCUUGGCUCGGAGAGGGUAGGCGACCGUUGCCUUGAGCGUUGCCCGGCUGGUGCGAUCAGACAACCUGACCUGACAUGUGGCUGCGCCAAUGGUGACACUUUGGCAUUUUCAGGUGACACAGUGACCGUCUCAGUCCUGAAUGUCUAUCCCGAUAACUCUGCAAAGUCAGGCGGAAUCAAGGGCUUGACGAUAACAGCAAGUAAUGGACAACCAAUCUUGCCAACCUCCUGCGUGGCCAGUAGCUUCGAUCGCAACGACUGCACCGCUUUGUAUGACGGCGACAACAGCACAUACUGGGUCUCGGCACCGAAUACAGGCGGUGGCACAGUCACAUUCACGCUGCCGCCCAAUGUCAGCAUCUCCCAGAUCACCGUCAUACCACUGAACACAUCUCAGACGGCGCGCGACGUACAGAUACUCAUCGGACAGCAGGUUGUCGACUCAUACACGAUCAAGGAGUACGGACAAACCCCUUACUACACCACCAGAGCACUUGCCACAGCACCGCGAGGUGGCUCGCCAGAUCAGUACCUUCGCUGCACCCCUUGCCUAACGAACUCCACGAUUAAGGACAACCCGACCUCACCAGACUACAAUUACGCACCUACGUCAACCAAUGGUGUGUGUGGCUGUAAUGACAACAACAAGUACCUGGAUGGACAGGGUUGCUAUGGCCCUCUCCCUACCCCAACAUUGUCCGUGGUCGGUAAGACAGCCAUUGGCACACAGAUAUAUGCUGUGUCCAACUUUGCCAAUGUUGCCAACACUCCUGGCUACAAGAUCAUUCAAACGAAUGAUGGCACAACACCCAAUGGCAACAGUACAGUACUUGAUCAAACACAUCCGUUCACCUCCAACGACAUUGCCAACGUGGUAUACACAUUAAUAGCACGGGCGCCAGGUCGUCUAGACAGUGUAAUUGGUCAGUAUGUCAUAUACUACCAAGGUUUCAUCAGCUGUAUCAUCACUCCAGCCAAUCGUGGUCCUUACAAUGAGACUGCAACAACUUAUGUCAAAUGCACAGCCAACCCUCAGUUUGGAAACUCAGCAUCACUGAUUGGAUAUUGGACCAUAGAUGGAAGCACUCCAACAGUCUACUCUGAUCGCUAUAAUGAACAGUAUGGUAUCCAAUUGGUCGCUGAUCCAUACAUUGGCAUCAACAUAUUCCAAGUCAAGAUACUGUUCAUGAUGUCUGGCUACUUUGACUUCACAGACUCGGCCAACUUCACGGUCAAUGCCAAGGUACGGCCGCCAACCAUAGUUCCAUCUGACACCAAAGAAGUGAAUCAAGUCUCACCUAGGUUCGAAGAACCGGUACAAGCAACUGAUGCCAAUGGUGUGCCACAGCACUUCAUCGACUACACCAUAUACUGGCGCCUCAUCUAUUCGGGAGACUUCAACACCACCACCAUACCAUUGACCAAGGCAACAGGCACCCGAUAUGACCCUGCUGUCCCCUUCAUUGUUACAUGUCCCAUCCCCACAGACUCGUGUCUUGUGCGACUCCAAGCAAUUGGAUGUCUAGGUGACCUCUGCUCCGAGACCGUGACCGUAGGCUAUCAUCUCAAGUUCAAUGCAUCGGCAUUGAAACCCGCCAUCACAUACGACUACAAGUCGGGUAUGACCACUGUGACCAUCGACAGUCGAACCACCAUCACGGUUGGACUGAAGACAAUGUACGUGAUGGUCUAUACCAAGUUACGUGCCAACAUCAGCUGUAGCUCAGAUGUGGUCGACUGGCUCAGCCCCACACAAUACCACUCACCGUUCCCGAUCACGAACCAAGGUUUCUACAAGAUAUAUGCCAGGAACUACUUGGGAAGUGUUGCUGGAGAGAUUGACUGCGUGCUGAUCGAGCAAACCGUUCAGAUCGACCCACCUAUCAUAUUAGCUUCCGACCUGAUUUACGCGGACCCAGAUGGAGAAGUACGUAUCCAUAUCGUCGGUAACAACACCUACAUCGUACACGCAGCCAAUAUAAUGGUGUCGUUGAAUAGUGGCAUUGCCAACAAUUACACAUCGUCCAGCCUCUCCAGCGGCUGGCUCACAUUGCAAUUGGCUCCAGGCAUUCAAUCCCAGAGCUUCAUAGUGUCAGCCAUUGAUAACACGCCAGGGUACAUCCCUUCAGAGGCCACGACCAUGACCAUCACUGUUAGACGAGUUUGUUCGGAUCCCGAGUUCUACCCAUCCACAGUGAACCAUUUGGCCAAUGUCACCAUGACAGGAUCAUGCCAAAUGGGUUGCGUACUGUACUGCACAUUUGAUGGAUCGCAGCCUGGUAGCGCCAACUCGGAACCAUGUCUACAAGGAAAGUUGCUCACGACCAGAGACGGGGAGGACACUUCAACAUAUGUCGUGUUGGCAGGCUGCUUCCACUCGGUGAUGGGCGACAGUAAUAUUAAGAGCCAGACCUAUGUGAUUGAGUCGAAGGACCGUCCUGGCCAAGGAGUAGUCUCACCAUCACUUGUUCUCAACAAUCAAAAUGGCACGGUAACGAUCACCUGCCCCUCGAAUGACCCGCAGCGCGAGAAAAUUGAUCCAUUCUACACUGUGAAGGAUCGUGAGACCGGAGCCAUCAUACCCAUUGACAAUCAACAAGCUGGUCAAUAUGGACAGCAGUACAAGUAUGGUGCACCAUUCCAGAUUGAUGGACAUAUUGGUGAGAUGGGGGUAACAGUUGUGUGCUCGGUAGUGUCGUCUCCACACCAAUACCAAGUGUAUCAAUCAUCGGUAUCGACAACAUAUAUCAAGGUUAUUGACAAAUGCGAUGGUGUGUACAAUGCCGGGCAGAAUGGAACAGUCACCGAAACAACGAUUAUCACUCUGUACACUCACGGUGGCUCAUUGGACAACAUUCACUGGUGGGUAUCACCCACACCAUGUAAUGGUCAGUCACUUCCAUCCAACUCAACGCUCUACUCUGGACCAUUCCCUUUGAGCUCAACUGGAUACCUGUGCGCUGUUCAGGGAGACUUAUGA
Molecule: messenger RNA, 5334 nt
Organism: Acytostelium subglobosum LB1
Lineage: Eukaryota; Evosea; Eumycetozoa; Acytosteliales; Acytosteliaceae
Exons: 8
Coding region: 1-5334 (1777 amino acids)
Source: RefSeq, a predicted model, not a curated record